Molecule: messenger RNA, 4212 nt
Organism: Exophiala mesophila
Lineage: Eukaryota; Fungi; Ascomycota; Eurotiomycetes; Chaetothyriales; Herpotrichiellaceae
Exons: 2
Coding region: 2346-3167 (273 amino acids)
Source: RefSeq, a predicted model, not a curated record
CCGCUAAACAGCCCACCAUCCCAUCCCAUCCCACCCAAGGCGAAACCCAAGAAUGCCCUCGCAUCGUCACCGUCAAUUGUCCAUGGUGCCAUGCAUGAAUGCUGUGCCGAGUCUUCAGCUUCUUUUGCAGCAACCCACCAUUGUACCCCGCGACCAGAAUUCUUGUCUCAGGCCUUAACUGGAGUUGUUGCUAGGAUGCGAUGUGGAGGGACAAGACUAUAAUCGAUUGAGGGAUGUCAACCAGCUGCGACCGGUGAGAUAGCGUUUGUAUGUCAAAUCGAAUCCAAUUGUAUUAUUUAUUGUGCACUGAUGCUGAUGGAGGAUUGGUGGGCUGUGGAUAAGACGGGUGUCCAAUUUUUGGCGCUCGUCCAGCAAGCGAAAGGCUCCAAUGAAGACGAUCCAAGUAAGCCUGGAGAUCACUGCCACCGGUGCGGUGCGGUGCAAGUCCAAUUUCCAAGUUUUCUUGCAACUUCUGGAUGGAUGGUAUGGCACGGCUGGUGGCUGCAUGAGAACCAACAACUGCAGCCAAGCAUGUGUCCGACCUGUAGGGGAUGACGCCAGUUGAUCGUCAUGGAAUCAUGGUCAUGGUUGCUUCUGGAAGCCUGCGUACGCAGGGCCACGAGGAUGAAAGCGUUGACUCGAUGAUGAUCCCGUCCGCUCUCAACCCUGUAGUCGGUUACUUGGUCUCAUUCGCUCAAUCCUGAUUGCUCGACCGUGACUGCGAUCGUCCUCCGUCAGAAACCACGGUGGCGAUCGCCAGUCUGCAUGGGCAGAAGCUUUUUGCGUAUCCGGCAGAUGGUGUGAGUCUUGGGACAAGAAUUAUCGUCACCAAAGUAAGAAAGCCGUUCUGAUCUCUUGACCAGUCGUUGUGACUGCCCAGAUACGACUUCGAUAGUGAGGGACGUUUCAACGGUUUCUCGGCGCCAACUCAAGAGGGUGACGAUAUCCGAGCAUCAAUGAUGAUGUUGACCUCGGGCCCGGAUAACCACAACCGUACCAAUGCCAAUGCUAAUGCCCUAGCCUGGCUUGAGAAUCACCAGCUUUGCCAGAACCUCGUGACCUUUGGAUGAGUGAGUAAGAGUGAGUGACUCAGGACAGUGGUGUGAGUAGUAGUCAGUCACCCAAUCGCACUGAUGCUGCCCAGCUCGUCCAUAGCUCGGGAAGCAGAAGGCCGAGACACAGCUGAGGGAGCUUGGUCUUAUCGCUGUCGUCUUCGCUUAUCCAAAGUACUUUUGCUGGCCAUUCAAAUGCCUCGCGUAGUCGAUAAAGCAUCAAGACACGAAAUGCACGACAGAUCACGCAACAAUAUAAACAUGCAUCCACAUACCUUGUAGAGAUCGAAACUUGUUCCUCCUCCGCUCUUCAAGAAAAUCCGAGGUCACCUGGAUCAUCUCCGAUCUGGAGUACCAUGGAACGGGCAUGGUCGGGUAUAGUCGAGUCGGCAUGAUGAGCGAAAUAUCCCUGAACGGAGUAGGCCGAAGAGAGUCAAGUAUCUGUGUCGAUGUUCGCGAAGCGAGAUAUGCUAAAGGAUAAUUCUUCGAUGGUGGAUAUUGGAUUUUGCAUUCGUUGCUUCGACCUGGAAGCGAAUGUGCAGUCGUGAACUAUAUACCCAAAGCCUUAGGUGAGGGAUAAGAAGGCUGGCUCACCAUAUUGCUACCAGAGCAUGUGCCACGGCCUUCAAAGCUAUACAAGGUUUCGAAUCUGGAGAGAGUCACAAGCUGAUUUGUGUUCCGAUCAACAUCGGCCCCGACGACAUGGUCCACUUGAGACACUCUCUUUUCUGUUGGACUUGCCUCGAAGAAAAGAUUCCUCGUCAACAAUUUCUCCUAGCAGGCGCGUCCGUCGAAGCGAAGCGACAAAAGUCAAGUCAUGAGUGUUCAUAUCUUGGGCAUUCUCAAGCGAUUGCUACACAGUGAUCCAAAAUAUCCAACUGACCAUGUCAUAAAACUCCUCAUUUGCCCAUGCUAAGCAUUGCUCACAGCUGACGUCCAUCAAUUAUUCCAACAGACUUCGUACAACUCAUCAGUUGGUACCGGUAGUGUAUCCAAAUUGGCGCAUACAUGUCUCCCGACAUUUGCAAAUCCCUCUCCGCAUGAAAACUUUUGGACACUCCAUCACAAGUCUUUGGUCCUUUCCUCGCUCUCGGCGAUCCACCUGUCCAAAGCUGCCUUGUUUCGGAGACGGAAGCCCACCUUGAACGGCUUGGGCUCCGUGGUCAAUGCUGUAGGAAUACUAUUGCAUUCCAGCGCAUCAAGCACCGGCCAGUCAGCCGAGUCUUUGGCCGGCACAAACUUGAAGGCAAUGAUCAUGCGCAAAAAGGCCGUGUAAAUCUCACGGUUGGCCAGAUGCGAUCCCACACACAUACGGCUGCCAGCUCCAUAUCCAUAAUGAGGUGUGCCACUACCCUCUUGGUCGUUGAGAUAUCGCUCGGGGAUGAACUUGGCUGGGUCCUUGAAAUGCGUGUCGUCAUAGUCUGCCGCCCAUGCAUUCAUGUAGAAUACACUGCCAGCUGGGAUUACUGUAUCAUUGUACUUGAUGUCUUUGAUACUGGUUCGGGGCAGGCAGAUUGGGAUGACUGUCCAGAAACGGAGAAUCUCCUUGGUGAGUGCCGUGAUGUAUGGCACCUUUUCCUCAACCAAACACUUUUCCCACGCCUCGUCCUCUGUGGAGUAGACUUUCAUGAUCUCCUCAUACGCCUUGUCUUGGAUGUGUUGACCCUCGGGGGAUGCAAGAUAGCCCAAGCCCAUGAUCAUGUUGCCGGGUACGGUGUCAAUGCCUGCCGAGACCAUGGUCAGGCAGAUCGACUUGAGUUCGGCAUCAUUCAAUGUCUCCUCUGGGUCUUUGAUGAUAUUGCCAGUGAUACAAGGCUUGUCUGUACCGUUGGCAAUCCGUUCCUUGAGCAUGUUCAAGAAAGUGGUCAGGUAUUUGUCCCGUCGUGCUCGAUAUUCGGCAGCAGACUUGUUCUGUCGAGAGAUGAAAGGCAGUCGCAGAAGCGGGAUAUAAUCUUGCCAGUUGUUGGAGGUGCUUCGGAAGUUGGAAACAACUCUCUCGACAUGGACAACUGUGGGCGCCUGUUAGCUUUCUGUCAUCUCGAUCGGAACACAGAUGAAAACUUGCCUUCUCGGAGCAGCUCUUGGUCGAUGCCUCCGUCAAUGCGGAUACCGUAGUUGAGAGUCAAACUCGUGUUCAGGGCAAAGCGGUGGAAGUAUUUCCGGGGGUCCAGGUCCACUGUACCAUCUUUGCAAUCCUUAAGCAUGUCCCUGAUUGCAACGGUGCUUUCCAGGUCAAUGAAAGGCAUGUAGCUCUGGACAGCGGGGCGGUUGAGUGCUGUAGCGGCCACCUUGCGGCGUCGUUUGCACGAUUCGUCCCAUGGUGAAGUACCGAUGGUGAAACCUUGACUGCUUGAAACAACACUGUGGAAGGUAUAGAGAGUAGGUCUAGAAAUGAGGGAGGACUGGUUGGUGAUCCAGAAGUGCUUGACCGAGUCAAAGGUGUUGGCAAAAAUGAUACGUCGGUUCCCCAGCCGGGUUUGGAAGACUGGCCAACCGUAUUCCUUGGCCCAUUUUGCCGUCACUCUUGCAUGAUCCUGUCCGAGUUGCAAGAGAUUGCCAAAGAUUGGGACACCGGGGAUUUCGGGCAAGCCCUUGAUCUUUGGUUGAUCGGUAGAAUUGAAGUACCUGAUGAGGAAGUAUCCCAAGGUCAAUAUCACAAACGAGAGGGUCGUCGGUGAUAGUGCGACGAGCAUCUUGACAAAUAACCGGCUACACUCUUGCUUAGGUAUUCGAGAAAUGUUUCAACGUCUUCACGAGGGGAAAGGAUCGUGAUGAGUGGCGCCCUGGCUCUCUGCAAGCGAGGAAAUGGAAGGAAGGAGGAGGAGGGAAGCAAUGGAAUGUAGUCGAGAUACGACGUCGAACAAAAUGAGGACGAGGCUCCUUAUAUCAACGAUCUCGUAUCACUGUUCUUUAUAGCGGAUGGAGAUUCAGCAAUGGAGGUUUCCUUGUGCAAUUGAACAACACCCUUAUAUGAUUGAGGUUAAACCAGACUAAAAUUGGGGACGAGACUGAUGGAAUUAGACGCGCUUACUGUCGGUACGACGCUGUCAAUGGACAGCCCGAGGGCCUCCGUGACGCCCUAGGGAGGGGUUGAUCGCUUGGACAAUACCGAAUGAGAAAGGAAGCAGAGAAGACGUGGGAUUGUCUCGUUUGUCCCCAG